Molecule: messenger RNA, 537 nt
Organism: Vespula vulgaris
Lineage: Eukaryota; Metazoa; Arthropoda; Insecta; Hymenoptera; Vespidae
Product: protein transport protein Sec61 subunit gamma
Exons: 4
Coding region: 149-355 (68 amino acids)
Biological process (GO): protein targeting; post-translational protein targeting to membrane, translocation
Cellular component (GO): membrane; Ssh1 translocon complex
Molecular function (GO): transmembrane protein transporter activity
Source: RefSeq, a predicted model, not a curated record
CGCUUCGAUACAACGUCAUAAGUCGGAAAUGACGUAUCUACGACGUUCGUCCACGUAGCUCGUGAUCAUUCUUGCGAUCGUGCUGCUUGACGUCAAAUACGACACUUUGUAUAACGUUCUCUGCUCGUGCACGACAAAUUUGAUUAUCAUGGAUCAGGUUAAAAAGCUAACAGAACCAGGACGUCAGUUUGCCAAAGACAGUAUACGUCUUGUAAAGAGAUGUACAAAACCAGAUCGAAAAGAAUUUCAAAAAAUUGCAAUUGCAACUGCCAUUGGUUUUUGUAUAAUGGGUUUCAUAGGAUUUUUCGUGAAACUAAUUCAUAUUCCUAUUAAUAAUAUCAUUGUGGGUUCGUAAAUUUAUAUUAUAUAAAAAAUAUUGUUAAGCUAUAAUAAGUUCAUCUGGUCUGUCCUCCGCUCCUAUUUUAACUUAAUUUAUAUAAUAUAAAACCUGUUUAUUAAAUUUAUCAUGAUUUAUAGAAAUAGAUUCAUAAGAUGUGUAUAAUAUAAUGAAUUUUAUAAUAAAAUAAGAAAAAAUAA